Messenger RNA from Miniopterus natalensis, 1945 nucleotides. RefSeq names its product GTPase IMAP family member 4-like. Gene Ontology annotation, molecular function: GTP binding. NCBI's taxonomy places the organism in Eukaryota, Metazoa, Chordata, Mammalia, Chiroptera, Miniopteridae. The record is from RefSeq and is a predicted model, not a curated record. Gene Ontology annotation, cellular component: cytosol.
CGAAAGCAUCAGCUCCAAGAGCUUCUUUGCAGAAACCCUGAGAACUCAUCAACUCGUUGAAAAGAAGGAAUUCAAACCACGAUGGCAGCUCAAUUACCCAUCACCCAUUUGAACUUCAGUGAGGCCAAGAUCAGCCAAUGGCUUGGAAACCGAGACCCCAGAGAUUCACAACUGAGGCUUGUCUUAGUGGGUAAGACUGGAGCAGGAAAAAGUGCCACAGGGAACAGCAUCCUUGGAAAGAAAGCGUUUUAUUCCAGCAUUGCAGCAAAAUCCGUGACCAAGGUCUGUGAGAAAGGGAGCAGCAUGUGGAAUGGGAGUGAAAUUGUCGUAGUGGACACACCUGGCAUUUUCGACACCGAGACACCGGAUGCUGACACAGAAAAGGAGAUUAUUAAUUGCAUCAUCCUGACCUCCCCGGGGCCUCAUGCUGUGAUCAUGGUGGUUCCCCUGGGCCCGUACACAAAGGAAGAAGAAAAGGCCGUUGAGAAGAUGCUGACAAUGUUUGGACCCAAAGCCAGUAAAUACAUGAUUCUCUUAUUCACCCGGAAAGAUGACUUGGAAGACAUGGAGUUCAAAGAUUAUUUAAAGGAAGCUCCAGGAGGCAUUCAGGAUCUGAUGAAGAAGUUCAGGAAUCGCCACUGUGUGUUCAACAAUAAGGCGACAGGGGCUGAGCAGGAGGCUCAGAGGGCACGGCUGCUGGACCUGGUCCAGUGCAUGGUGAAGGAGAACCAGGGGGGAUUCUACACUAAUAAGAUGUACCAAAGGGCUGAGGAGGAGAUUCAGAAACAGAUCCAAGUGAUACAAGAACAAUACAGAGCAGAGCUGGAGAGAGCGCAGAGGAAGUUAAGGGCGGAGUAUGAAGAGAAAAUCAGGAAACUAGAGGACGAAUUGGAGAAGGAAAAGAGAAGGGCAGAAAUGGAGAGGGAAUUGGCAGAAAGGGAGAAACUCUAUGUUUCAAAGCAACAAAAUGCCAGAGCUGAAGUUGAGAGUCAGAGUAGCAUCAUUGACGUAAUUGUGAGUGUAUUGAAGAUUGCGUCCUUUGUGUUUUCGUUUCUAUUCAAGGAAGAUUAAGCUUAAUGAAAAUCUGUCUAUAUUUCCCACAUACUUUUGGGUGUCUCUUCCGCAUACAACUCAUUCCCCAAAGUCAGAGCUCUCUGUUUUUCUCUCAGGCUUUUUGGACUGGGAAGUGUAGGGAAAGUUCCUUGUUGGAAAUUGGUAGACUUUUGACUGAUUUGACUAGGGAGAGAGAUAUUCUCAAUUUGUCAAAGUCCAAAGCAGAAAGUAUGGGUGCUCCCUAUCUUCUGAACCCUUUCUCAGACGCACAGAGAAAAGGAAUGCAGGAACCAAGAACCAUGACCCCAAGCUUUCUCUGUGUCUCCCCAGUACCUGUUUCUCCUCUGGAUUCUGUCUAGAUUGGCAGAUAAGCUCCUCCUGUGGCUUCUACUCCUCAUUGUUGCCUUUAGGACCAUGCUGCUCAUUUUACCCAUGUGGUCAGAGAAGUCAGUUCUUUGCCUUAGAUAAUCUAUAGCUAGAGAGGCUUACCGAAUUCUUCCUGGAUGAACGCAAAUUCAUUGAAUUACAUUUUUAUGGAAGGACUGAAAUUGUUCCCUGUCAUCUGCCCACUGAAGAACAAAGAAUUGUCUGGAAAACAGAUCUCUCAGAACCCAACUAAGUGAAAUGCCAGGAAGAGCCAGGAACAGAGAUUCAACAGACAAGAGAACCAUGUUUGGUAUAUUCAGAUGUUCCUGUAGAAGGUGCUUGACCAACCUCAACAUAACCACUUAGCUGAAGAACUAGUUCUCUCCUUUUCAUGGGAAACGAGCUGUUGCCACCGCACCUCCAUCACCUCACACCUUGAUUACUUACUGCUGGGGGGUCAUCCCCACACUGCUGCCCCACCCACUUGAAUUGUUUGCUUAUUUUUGCUGUAAUAAAACUUUUCUAU